CCGAGACAAAACAAAACUUCUCCAACUCCUCAGAUUUUCCGUACACAUACUGUUCAAUUAUAUAUAUAAGACCAGCUGAUAGCUCAAAUCCACAGGCAAAAUGGGGAGGGUGGAUUAUCUGGCAAUGAGAACUCAUCAAGUGGAAAUGGAAGACCUCAUCAGCUCUGACAUUGAUGAGCUCAGAGUUGCUGCGAAGAGGCUCAUUGCCCACGCCACCAAGCUCGGUGGCUUGGGCUUGGGCACUUCGUUUCUCAAGUGGCUUGCCUCCUUUGCCGCCAUAUAUUUGCUGAUAUUGGAUCGAACAAAUUGGAGAACAAACAUGCUGACAUCGCUCUUGGUGCCUUAUAUAUUCUUCAGUCUACCAUCAUCUAUAUUUCAAUUCUUGAGAGGCGAGGCUGGAAAAUGGGUUGCUUUCGUCGCAGUCAUUCUGAGGCUGUUCUUCAACCGGCAUUUUCCUGAUUGGUUGGAGAUUCCCGGUUCGUUGAUUCUUCUCCCGGUCACUGCCCCGAACUUGCUAGCACACAACAUGAGGGACAGUUGGAUCGGCGUGCUGAUAAGCCUUUUCAUUGGUUGUUACCUAUUGCAAGAGCACAUUCGAGCAACCGGUGGGUUUCGAAAUUCAUUCACUCAAAGCCACGGGAUAUCAAACACGUUUGGCCUUGUCCUUCUGUUGGUCUAUCCCAUCUGGGCUCUCCUGCUACACUUCCUUUAGACGUCUCAUGAUAUACAAUAUUAUCUAUCCAUGGGAUCACAGAUUCUAUGAUAUUGCUUGUCCUGAAUGUUUAUUUGUACGCCAUUUAAUUUGUUGGACUUCUAUAUUAGGAAUUGUCGGAUUUAUUAAUUAAUUAAUCCUUUCAAGCUUUUUAAAGUAAUGGAUCACUUUUAUCUUUCUUUCUGUU
Messenger RNA from Punica granatum (pomegranate), 899 nucleotides. Lineage: Eukaryota; Viridiplantae; Streptophyta; Magnoliopsida; Myrtales; Lythraceae. The record is from RefSeq and is a predicted model, not a curated record.